CCGGCCCGAAAGAGCAAGCCCCUGUGUCUGAAACAGCCACUAUAAAGUCUGCGCUCCUGCAGGUUGCAACCUCGCUAGCCUUGCCUGCCAUCUUCUGCAGAACACACGCCCAAACUGCAGCCGCGCACAAAAAUUCACACUGCCGCUGCAGCCGCGGCCUGUGCCUCCCCAGUCCCCCGAGACGUCCCCGUGCCGCGAGGCAGAGGGCUCCCCCACGGCUGCCGCCCGCCGUGCUAGUUUCCGUUCAGAAUCCGAUACAGUGAGAGAAGUUGGAGCGGGCAUGGGUCGGGCGCCGUGCUGCGACAAGGCGAGCGUGAAGAGGGGGCCGUGGUCGCCCGAGGAGGACGAGUUGCUGCGGAGCUACGUCCAGAACCACGGCACCGGCGGCAACUGGAUCGCGCUCCCGCACAAAGCAGGGCUGAACCGGUGCGGCAAGAGCUGCCGGCUGCGGUGGCUCAACUACCUCCGGCCGGACAUCAAGCACGGCGGCUACACCGAGCAGGAGGACCGGAUCAUCUGCUCCCUCUACAACUCCAUCGGGAGCAGGUGGUCCAUUAUCGCAUCCAAGCUGCCCGGCCGGACGGACAACGACGUCAAGAACUACUGGAACACCAAGCUUAAGAAGAAGGCAAUCGUCAUGCACCAGCAGCAGCAGGAGUACUACUGCCACCACUCAGGCAGCGCCGGUGGCCGAGGCCGUGACCGCGGAGCCCUCGUCACGACGCCACCGCCAGUUCCCCAGAGCCAAUGCGCCUCCAUGCAGCCGUCGCCCGCGUCCGCGUCGUCCGCGGUCACCACCGCGAGCGGCAGCGACGCGUGCAGCUUCGGGGCCAUGUACACCUCUUCGACACUGCAGGCUCCAGUACUCGAGCGCUACGACGGCGCGGCGCCAGCGCCACAUCACGCGCCGUCGCUCGCCGAGUUCUCCCCCGCGCCACCAACGCCCGCCGGCGACGCCAACAGCUGGGCCAGCACCAUGGUUCUCGACGACAUGUUCCUACCCGAGCUCCUCGGGGCCGGCGAGUUCUUCCCGCCCGGCGACGUCUUCGGCGGCGGGUUCGGGCCGCUGCUGCAGGACAGGGCCUCCCUGCAGGAGCUCUCGGCGUGCUACUUCCCCAACGCGCAGGCGGAGAUGUGGGCGGCCGCUGACCACGUCAAGCCGCCGGCCGGCAUGUGCCACAGCUUUACAUGAGAGUACACGCUAACGUCCCGGCCACGCUUCGCAUGCAUGAUUCAUGGAUCAUGGCUAGCAUCCACCGCCUAGUUCUUGGCACUUCAUAUCUCUCCAUGAGAUGAUUACAUGUACAUUAUCUUAUCCGUGACUAGUACCAUGUCAUAGAGAAAUUAGAUGUGGAUUACAAAGUCGCCAUUGCUAGCUUCGCUUCUGCCUAGCUACCAACCGGUCAGUCACUGUUCAAAACUAUUCUCCAGCGGCUUUUGUUUCUCAAUGUGAUAAUGACAUCGUAGGGCUCUGCCUGUCCCUAGCUUAUAGUCGUAGUUUUCGAGCAAUCAAGUCCGCCUCAAGUCUAAGCACCCAAUUGAUAUACUUAGAAUUAUACUAUACUAGUUCUAGUAGUAGCUGUGACUUGUCACUUGUGAGACUGUCAAAUCAUCAUUUGGGUAUCGCUUGGCCUGAGGCGGCCGGGAGGCAAACGAUAAGCACACCGGGCGCACUGUGCAUGCAUUCGCGUUCUCUCCAUCGUGAUCAUGAUCGUGACGAGUGACGACGACGGCCGGCGAGGCGGCGACGGAGCAGGGUUGGUGCCCGCGGUGCCGUGUGCGCGCGCGGCAUCAGGUAGCAUGGACCAGCUCGCGCGUGAGGCUCGCGUGCAUGCACAGGCGACCCGUUCAAGAGGCGA
This is a messenger RNA of Phragmites australis (common reed), 1859 nucleotides long. Its product is annotated as transcription factor MYB87-like. The coding region runs from base 281 to 1192 and encodes 303 amino acids. The transcript is spliced from 2 exons. The record is from RefSeq and is a predicted model, not a curated record. Lineage: Eukaryota; Viridiplantae; Streptophyta; Magnoliopsida; Poales; Poaceae.